GUGGUGAAUAAAAGCUGCUGUCCCCGCCAGCUUCUGCACUGAGAAGUGGCUGUGAACCAUGAGUGACUCCAAGGAAAUGGGGAAGAGGCAGCUCGGCCCUCUGGGGCACCUGGGCCUCAGCCAAGUCCCCUUGGCACUGCAAGUUUUCUUCCUGGUUGUCUUCUCUGUGCUGCUCCUGGUCAUCCUCGUCAAAGUGUUCGAGAUCCCCAGUUCUCAGGGACAGGAGCAAUCCAGCCAAGAGAAAGUCUACCAGGAACUGACCCAGCUGAAGGCUGGGGUAGAUCGCCUGUGCCGCCCCUGUCCCUGGGACUGGACACCCUUCCAAGAAAGCUGCUACUUUUUCUCUGUGGCCCAGAAGACCUGGAAUGAUUCUGCCACUGCCUGCCAGAAUGUGGGGGCUCAACUUGUAGUCAUCAAGAGUGAUGAAGAGCAGAACUUUCUACAACAGACUUCUAAGAAGAGAGGCUACACUUGGAUGGGGCUCAUCGACAUGCAUAAGGAAUCCACAUGGCACUGGGUGGACGGCUCACCUCUGACGCUCAGUUUCAUGAAGUAUUGGAAUGAAGGAGAACCCAACAACAUAGGGGAGGAAGACUGUGCAGAGUUCAGAGGGGACGGCUGGAAUGACACCAAAUGUGACAACAAGAAAUUCUGGAUCUGCAAAAAACCCAAAACUUCCUGCCCUAGCAAGUGAUGGCCAGCCUCUCUCCACUAGCCUUUCUCCACUACCCCCACAGCCCAAACACCUGUGCUAAGCCAGUUCAUUAUACCUGUCUGUGGCCACUGAUGCUGUGACAAGAUCUCUGGGACUUUCCUCUGGCAGGUAGCUUGUCUCCCACAUGGCCGGACCACGGCGGUGUAAUCCUCCUUUGGGUUAGUGGGUGUGGCUCUGGUCCACCUUUGCCUUCUAAUGGAGUGACCAGGUCUGAGAUGUAUCUAGGUCCUUGAGUGGAUUCCUUUCAUCUCCUGUCUUCCUUUCUGAGUCCAGAGCAUGUAUUGCCAUGUGUAACUGAUGACACAUCCUCUGUGGCUUCAUAACAUCUCAGAGUACUUUCCUCCCACCUACUAAAUUUUUGUCCAUCUACCCUGCACGCCUUUCUAAGGAUGUCUUCCCUGAUUUCAGGAACUCAGUCUGUAGGCUAGAAGCACAAGAGAACCAAUUCCUCAUCCAUUAGUCAUGAUCAGGAAUUAUUGUGUUAAUACCCUAGCUCUCUCUCUCUCUCUCCACCCCUUGGGCAAUAUAGUAAGCCUCAAUGUUUUAGACCCUGAGAUUGACCUCCCAAAUAUUUGGAAGAUUUGUAAUUUUUAUUGAAU
Peromyscus eremicus (cactus mouse) is the source of this 1314-nucleotide messenger RNA. RefSeq names its product CD209 antigen-like protein A. The coding region runs from base 59 to 694 and encodes 211 amino acids. The transcript is spliced from 6 exons. NCBI's taxonomy places the organism in Eukaryota, Metazoa, Chordata, Mammalia, Rodentia, Cricetidae. The record is from RefSeq and is a predicted model, not a curated record.